Eleginops maclovinus (Patagonian blennie) is the source of this 895-nucleotide messenger RNA. It is a transcript of the gene aicda, whose product is annotated as activation-induced cytidine deaminase. The record is from RefSeq and is a predicted model, not a curated record. The transcript has 5 exons. Gene Ontology annotation, cellular component: cytoplasm; nucleus. Gene Ontology annotation, molecular function: zinc ion binding; cytidine deaminase activity; RNA binding. Gene Ontology annotation, biological process: cytidine to uridine editing. NCBI's taxonomy places the organism in Eukaryota, Metazoa, Chordata, Actinopteri, Perciformes, Eleginopidae. Bases 20 to 694 code for a protein of 224 amino acids.
UUACCUCCAUUUAUUGCCCAUGCCUGCCGAAGGACAAAGCAUAGCGCGUCUUUUGAAAAUGAUUACAAAGCUUGACAGUGUGCUUCUGCCUCGAAAAAAGUUUAUCUUUCAUUACAAGAACAUGCGCUGGGCAAGGGGCCGGCAUGAGACAUACCUCUGCUUUGUAGUGAAGAGGCGAGUGGGACCAGACUCCUUAACCUUUGACUUUGGACACCUUCGCAAUCGCAAUGGCUGCCAUGUAGAAAUACUGUUCCUGCGCUACCUGGGAGCCCUGUGCCCUGGUCUGUGGGGAUGUGAAGGUACUGGAGAGAGGAGGCUCAGUUACUCCAUCACCUGGUUCUGCUCCUGGUCCCCUUGCGCAAACUGCUCCAGCAGACUGUCCCAGUUCCUCAGCCACACGCCCAACCUUCGCCUCAGGAUCUUCGUCUCUCGCCUUUACUUCUGUGACAUGGAGGAUAGCCGUGAAAGAGACGGCCUAAGAAUGCUGAAAAAAGCUGGCGUGCAGACCUCAGUCAUGAGUUACAAAGACUUUUUCUAUUGCUGGCAGACCUUUGUGGAUUGUAAACAGAGCAAAUUCAAGCCAUGGGAAGAUCUGCACCAAAACUCUGUUCGCCUUUCCAGAAAACUCAACCGCAUCCUUCAGCCGUGUGAACCAGAAGAUUUGAGAGAUGCCUUCAAGCUUCUUGGACUGUAAUAAAUAGACGUGACCUUCUCUGGUGUCACUUUUAAAUGUAUAUAAAAACACAUGUCUGUGUUCGUCCAUCACUACAACUGCUAAACUGAGAAUGAGGAAAAGCUGCUUUCAAGUUGUGGCAAGGCUUGCAAGGAUGGGUAGCUGAUGCUUGCUGCUUCUGUAGUAGGAUAUGUUGAUGUGAAAUUAAACAAUGAGUUAAUA